This is a messenger RNA of Aaosphaeria arxii CBS 175.79, 2871 nucleotides long. Its product is annotated as leucyl-tRNA synthetase. Gene Ontology annotation, molecular function: leucine-tRNA ligase activity; ATP binding; aminoacyl-tRNA deacylase activity. Lineage: Eukaryota; Fungi; Ascomycota; Dothideomycetes; Pleosporales. Gene Ontology annotation, cellular component: mitochondrion. The transcript has 2 exons. Gene Ontology annotation, biological process: leucyl-tRNA aminoacylation; mitochondrial translation. The record is from RefSeq and is a predicted model, not a curated record. Bases 1 to 2871 code for a protein of 956 amino acids.
AUGUUCCCCUACCCGUCUGGUACUCUGCACCUUGGACAUCUCCGCGUCUAUACAAUCUCCGAUGUGCUCGCGCGAUUCAAGCGAAUGAAUGGCUAUGAUGUAAUACACCCGAUCGGAUGGGAUGCUUUUGGUCUGCCGGCAGAAAAUGCUGCAUUGGAAAGAGGAGUCCAUCCGGAAAAAUGGACACUACAGAACAUCGAGGCGAUGAAGAAGCAGAUAGAAGUUAUGGGCGGACGCUGGGAUUGGGAUCGAGAGUUUCGUACUUGCGAUCCUGAAUUCUAUAAGCAAACGCAGCGCAUUUUCCUAAUGCUCCAUAAAGCUGGUCUUGCCUACCAAGCCGAAUCCCUCGUGAACUACGACCCCGUUGAUAAAACUGUCCUCGCGAAUGAACAAGUGGAUGCCAAUGGUUGCUCUUGGAGAUCUGGCGCACAGGUACAGAAGGUUAUGCUCAGACAAUGGUUUCUGAAGAUCAAGGACUUUCAAGUGCCUCUUUUAGAAGACCUUGUCGAGCUUGAAAAAGACGGCAGGUGGCCAGAAAGAGUGCUCGCUAUGCAGAAGAAUUGGCUGGGCCGGUCAUACGGGACCAAGCUACGUUUUGAUAUCAAAGGAGCUGGAUCAUCUAUCCAGUACGACCCCGUUGAUGUCUUCACCACCAGAGCAGACACCAUUUUUGGCGUCCAAUACAUUGCACUGGCGCUAAAUCAUCCUAUUGUUCAAGCUCUAUCAACCGAAAACGAGGCGUUAUCAGACUUCAUCACGAGUGCCAAGGAUCUCCCUGCAGACUCCAAGGCCGGAUUUCUAUUACCGAAUGUUACUGCCGUUAACCCAAUCAACAAUGUGCUACGACGACCAGGAAACGAAGUGCCAAUUUUCGUCGCACCCUACGUACUCGGCGACUAUGGCUCAGGUGCAGUCAUGGGUGUUCCGGGUCACGAUGCCAGAGACCAUGCAUUCUGGCGAGCAAACGUAGCUGGGAAGCCUAUCGAGCAAGUAGUCGUCCCGGAUCAAGGAACUAAAGCUCCCCUUCUGAUCGCUGGAACUCCAGAGGAUUCUCCAUCUCUGGAGCGGGGCUUUGUCUCGGAUCACAUCCCCCUCUUCGGUGGCCUAAAAUCAGACAAGGCCGUAGGAGAGCUGGUCAAACAUCUUCAAAGGGCAGGGAAAGUUGCCGAAGAGACUGUGAAUUGGCGUUUGAGGGAUUGGUUGAUCAGCCGACAACGGUACUGGGGAACUCCGAUUCCUAUCAUUCACUGCCACUCCUGUGGUCCUGUGCCAGUCCCUGACAGCGAUUUGCCCGUUAAGCUUCCCGACCUUCCGGACGAGUACUUCAAAGGAAAGACCGGCAAUCCCCUCGCUGAAGAUCCCGAGUGGAAGAAGACAAAGUGUCCAGAGUGUGGCUCUCCGGCUGAGCGGGAGACUGACACGAUGGAUACCUUCAUGGACUCGUCUUGGUACUUCUUCCGAUAUCUUGACCCCAAUAGCUCUGACAUGAUCGUACGUCCUGGAAUCGCCAACAAGGGGAUGCCGGUGGAUCUAUACAUUGGAGGUGUUGAGCAUGCGAUUCUCCACCUGCUAUAUUCCCGGUUCAUUUCGAAGUUCCUCGCUAGCACGGAGGUUUGGCCUGAAGGCCAUCUGUGCAAAGGCGAACCAUUCCACCGUCUAAUCACCCAGGGCAUGGUACACGGUAAAACAUAUUGCGAUCCCCACAAUGGCCGAUUCCUGCGACCCGAGGAGGUCGAUUUGACAAACCCUUCCGCACCUGUCAUCAAAGCGACAGGCGAGACACCCAAAGUGAGCUAUGAGAAAAUGUCAAAGAGCAAAUACAACGGUGUGGAUCCAGGAGUCACCAUUGCGAGGUACGGCGCCGAUGCUACUCGAGCACACAUGCUAUUUCAAGCACCUGUCAGUGAUGUACUUGAAUGGGACGAGUCCAAGAUCACUGGUGUUGUACGAUGGCUCUCGCGUGUGAUAAGAUUGUCUAGCAGUCUUUCUUCAUCACUCACGCCCAUGUCAGCAUCUUUUACCCCGCCGCCAGAUAUUGACAUCUCCACUCUUGAACUGCUCAAACACCUCCAUGAGCACGGAGUUCUUGAACCAUCAAAAGAUCUCAUCUCAUCCCUCCAUCCAGACGAACAAGUAUUAUGGAUCAAGAUCCACGAAAUCAUCGCAAGCGUAACAACAUCAUACUCAGAAACCUACUCCUUAAACACCAUCAUCAGCGACCUCAUGACAAUGACCAACCUAAUCUGGGACACGGAGCGUUCCUCCCCUGCGGCAUUUCACCUAAAAUACCUCGCAACCUCCCACCUCCUCCGCAUGCUCGCUCCCAUCGCCCCCGCCGUCGCUGAAGAAGGCUGGGAGAUCCUCCAACGCCACCUCCCAACCUCCCACUCACUCAGCUCCAGCAAAACACCCUCCGUCUUCGACGCCGGGUUCCCCCGUGCGGACAGGGACAUAGCGUCAUUGCUCCGACCACGCAUAACGUGCGUCUUCCAAGUCGACAGCAAAAUCAAAUUCAGGACCGACAUUGAGCAGCCGGAGAGCACAAUCCCGGCUACCAGAACCGACCUCCUCGCCAGCAAGAUUCUCCCCGAGAUCCUCGCAACAGAGUCGGGCAAAGAAUGGCUCGCGCCUGAGAAAGGAAAGGUCUGGAGGGCUAGCUGGACCAGCGAACGACAUGAGAAGUUUCCCGGUAUACCUAGCGAUUGGAACAUCGUCAUUGUAGGCGGUGGAAAGCUUGUGAAUCUGAUCAGUCCGAAUAGAGAGAAGGGGAAGGUUAGGCCGGAGGUUGCGGCUGUGCUGAAGCAGAAGAAUGGGUCGGAGGAAGAGUUGAAGGCGAGUUUCAAGUUGAGGGAGGCUGUUGUGAAAAGCUAG